Molecule: messenger RNA, 723 nt
Organism: Clupea harengus (Atlantic herring)
Lineage: Eukaryota; Metazoa; Chordata; Actinopteri; Clupeiformes; Clupeidae
Exons: 3
Coding region: 1-723 (240 amino acids)
Source: RefSeq, a predicted model, not a curated record
AUGUUUCUACACUUUGUAGAUAUUGCGGUGGUGAACAGCUUCAUAAUCCACAAGGAGAUGGCAGAGGCAAAGAAUCAGAGGCCCCUCACCCAGAAGAUGUUCAGGGUGCUUCUGUGUGACCAGCUGUCAUCCACUUCCGGGCUAGGCCCUGUCAUGGGCAACCGCUAUCUGGGCAAAGCAGGGUCCCGAAUGCUCCAGUUUCUGGGCUUUUCGGGCAUUGAUGCUGCAGGCCGCCAUUGCUCCUGCUCCGUGGAGGACGGCUGCCUCUACCCCUGCUUUGCCGAUGACGGCUGUUCGAAGGCCGCAGUUCUCGAAACCACCAGUCCCAGUGCACCAGGCAGCCCGGGUGCCGCAGUUCCAGAUGCCGCCUGCCUGGAUGCUACCAGCCCCGUCGCACCAGGCAGCCCGGAUGCCGAAGCCCCAGAUGCCGCCAGCCCAAGUGAACCAGGCAGCCCGGAUGCCGAUGCCCCAGAUGCCGCCAGCCCGAGUGAGCCAGGCAGCCUGAAGGCCGACAGCCUGGAUGCCGCCAGCCCAAGUGAACCAGGCAGCGCGGAUGCCCCCAGCCCUAGUGAACCAGGCAGUCCAGGUGCCGCGACUACCCCAGCCACUGGCCCUACAACCCCAGGCGUCGCUGACCCGGCAACCCCAGCCACCGCUGGUGCUGCAACCCCGACCUCAUCCCCUGGUGACGUCUUCCAGAGCCUGGCCAAGGAGAGGUGCUAA